AUGCAAGGGAGGGAUAUAAAUACAUCUUACUGGUUAUUGAUACGUUCUCCCAAGUACGUUUGGCUACGACCCUUAAAAUCAAAGACGGGAGACGAUGAAGUAGAUGCAUUCAAGGACAUUCUGUCAAAACUUGGCCGAACUCAUAAAAGACUGAUCACGGAUAAAGGUCAGGAGUUCAGAGCCAAAUCAGUACAAGAUCUGAUGAAAAAAUACAAUGUCUUAUACUCCCCAACACAGAAUGAGACUAAGGCGAGCACGAGCGAACGUGCUGUACUAAGCUUAAAAUCAAGAAUAAUGCGCUACUUAACGUACAAGGAUAACUACACAUAUCUACCUGUUUUAUCAGCCAUUUCAGUAUCAUACAAUAACUCAUACCAUAGAACAAUUGAAACAACACCGGCCAGUGUAAAAGACACUAACAAGGAAGAAGUGAGAUUAGCCACAUAUUUUGUACAAAAUCCGAGGAAAGGUAAAAUUGACGCGAAACUUAAAAGAUUCGGAUAUAAAAUUGGUGACUAA
Molecule: messenger RNA, 519 nt
Organism: Mercenaria mercenaria
Lineage: Eukaryota; Metazoa; Mollusca; Bivalvia; Venerida; Veneridae
Exons: 2
Coding region: 1-519 (172 amino acids)
Biological process (GO): DNA integration
Molecular function (GO): nucleic acid binding
Source: RefSeq, a predicted model, not a curated record